UCUCUCUCCAAACACCCCCAACCACCCCCCCAAGCAUCCGCCAUGUCGAAAAAGGGCGCGAGGGACCUGUCCCAGUUCAACUAUGGCGCCAUGUCCAGCCUCGUCGUCAACCAGGACCGGAGUGUGGUCCGCAACGACGAGCCCACCGGCGCCCCUGAAUCCCUCGUCGGGCGAAUCGACCCCAAAGGCAUGGGCGCCCGCGCAUACCGCGACGCCCCCGACAUCUCCAAACGCAAGAAACCCUCCUCCUCCUCUGCCGCCGCCGGCACAUCGGCGGACGAAGUCGAGCGCCAGAUCAGGCGCCAGCAAGACUCCAAACGCGCCCAAUUCGGCGCCCAGGGUGUGCUCGACAGUGUCGCCGAGCUCGAGGGGCUGCGGUACCGCCCGCGCACAGCAGAGACGAGGGAGGUGUACGAGCUCAUGCUUGGGCUGGUCCAUUCGAUCUUGGGCGACCAGGCGCAAGAGAUCAUCCGCUCGGCGACGGAUACCAUCCUCGAAUCCCUCAAAUCCGACGACCUGAAAGAGUUUGAUAAGCGUAAAGACGUCGAGUCGGUGCUCAACAAGCUCGACGAGCCGAUCUGGGCGCAGCUCGUCUCGCUUUCGAAAAAGAUUACAGACUAUGUCGAGGAGGACGAGCAGGAGCGGGAUGAGAGGCAGCAAGCGGUCGACCAGGAAGGCGUCGCGGUCUUGUUUGAAGAUGAAGACGAGGACGAGGAAGAAGAUUUCGAAGCUGGCGGCGGGGACGACGAAGACGAGUCUGAAGACGAAGACGAGGACGAAGAAGAAGAGUCUGACGCCGAGCCGAUCGAGGCUGGCGACGAUACCCUCACCGUCGGUACCCGCCCCACCAAAAAGUCCAAACCCUCCGACACCCUCCACCCCCGCCAGAUCGACGCCCACUGGCUCCAGCGCCUCAUCGCCGCCUCCUACCCCGACCCCGUCCAAUCCACCGACCUCGCCUCUUCUUCUUUCGACCUCCUCGCCUCCGAGCUCGAACUCCGCGACCUCGAGAACGGCCUCGCCGAGCUGUUUGGUUACGAGAAUUUCGAGCUUGUCGAAAAGUUGACAAAGAACAGGGAUGUGGUGGUGUGGUGUAUCCGGCUCGCGAAAGCGACGGAUGAGGAAAAGAUGGAUGUGGAGGUGGCUAUGCGCGAAAAGGGUCUCGGCCGGAUCCUCCGCGAACUGAAAGGCGACAAGACCCCCACCACCACCGCCACCCCCACCGUGCCGGAGAAAGCCAUCCCCUCCCACGCGACCCUCAAACCAGGCUCCAUCGCCACCCCCCGCGCCACCAUCGACAUCGACUCCCUCAUCUUCUCCUCCGGCGCCCACCUCAACACCGCCAAAAACAUCAAACUCCCCGAAGGCUCGUUCAAACGCCAGUUCCCGGGGUACGAAGAGAUCCACGUGCCCGAGCCCAAACGCCGCGAACCCGUGCAAGGGGAGUUGGUCGAUGUGCGGGAUAUGCCCGAGUGGACGUGGCCGGUGUGGGGGGUGGGCAAGACGGAGAGGUUGAAUGUGAUUCAGAGUAAGGUUUAUCCGGUGGCGUGGGGGAGCAGUGAGCCGAUGUUGAUUUGUGCCCCCACCGGUGCGGGAAAGACAAAUUGCGCCGCCCUGACCAUCCUCCGCACCAUCUCCCAACACCUCCUCCCCUCCGGCAAACCCGACCUCGACGCCUUCAAAAUCAUCUACGUCUCCCCCAUGAAAGCCCUCGUCCAAGAACAAGUCGACGCCUUCUCCAAACGCUUCUCCCCGCUCGGCAUCACCGUCGGCGAGCUCACGGGCGACUCGCAAAUGACCAAAGAGCAGAUCGGCAAGACGCAGAUUAUCGUGACGACCCCGGAAAAGUGGGAUGUGAUUACGAGGAAGAGCACGGAUGUGUCGUAUACAAAUCUUGUGAGGUUGAUCAUUGUGGAUGAGAUUCAUCUGUUGCAUGAUGAUAGAGGACCAGUGCUCGAGGCGAUCCUGGCAAGGACGAUCCGCAAGAUGGACCAGACGCACGACCCCGUGCGCGUCGUCGGUCUGUCCGCCACCCUCCCCAACUAUGUCGACGUCGCCGCCUUCCUCCGCGUCGACCCCAAAGUCGGAUUGUUCUACUUUGACGCCUCCUACCGCCCCGUCGGGCUCAAACAGCAAUUCGUCGGCGUCACCGAGAAGAAAGCCAUCAAGCGGCUCCAGACGGUGAAUGAGGUGUGCUACGAAAAGGUGCUCAACUAUGCUGGCAAGUCGCAGACCCUCGUCUUUGUGCAUUCCCGGAAAGAGACUGCCAAGACGGCGCAGUUUCUCGUGGAACAGGCGCAGGAGAAGGAGACGCUCGCGCAGUUUAUCAACCCCUCCGGCGCAUCGCGCGAGAUCCUCAUCCAAGAGUCUGCGCAGUGCAAAGACCUCAAACUCAAAGAAGUCUUGCCCUUCGGGUUCGGUAUCCACCACGCCGGCAUGUCCCGCGAAGACAGGACCACAGUCGAACAGCUCUUCUUUGAGGGCCACAUCCAAGUGCUCGUAUGCACCGCCACCCUCGCAUGGGGCGUCAACCUCCCAGCACACACCGUCAUCAUCAAAGGCACCCAGGUGUACAACCCGGAAAAGGGCAAAUGGGCCGAACUCUCCCCGCAAGACGUGCUGCAGAUGCUCGGUAGAGCGGGGAGGCCGCAGUUUGAUACGUACGGGGAGGGGAUCAUCAUCACGAACCAUGGAGAGCUGCAGUAUUAUACGGGGUUGAUGAACCAGCAGCUGCCGAUUGAGAGUCAGUUUGUGGGGCGGAUGGUGGAUAAUCUGAAUGCGGAGAUUGUGCUGGGGAAUGUGAGGAAUAGGGAUGAGGGGGUGCAGUGGCUUGGUUAUACUUAUCUGUAUGUGAGGAUGUUGAAGUCGCCCAAGCUGUACCUCGUCGGAAGAGAUUACAUGGAAGGCGAUCCCACGCUUAUCCAAAAACGAGCCGAUUUGAUCCACUCUGCCGGUGUCCUCCUCGAAAAAGGCGGCCUCGUCCGCUACGACCGCGCCACCGGCACUUUCCAGUCCACCGACCUCGGCCGCAUCGCCUCCCACUACUACAUCACCUACUCUUCCAUGGCCGUCUACAACAAACACCUCAAACCGAACCUCACCAUGAUCGACCUCUUCCGCGUCUUUGCCCUGUCCAACGAGUUUAAACUCAUCCCUGUGCGACAGGAAGAAAAGCUCGAGUUGGCCAAGCUGCUGGAGAGGGUGCCGAUCCCGAUCAAGGAAGGCGUCGAGGAGCCGGUGGCAAAGGUUAAUAUGCUGUUGCAGGCGUACAUCUCGCAGCUCAAGUUGACGGGAUUCGAUAUCGUGACGGAUAUGGUCUUCAUCCAGCAGUCUGCCGGGCGUAUCCUCCGUGCCAUGUUUGAGAUUUGUCUCAAAAAGGGCUGGGCCGCCCCGACGCGUGCGGCGCUCGACCUGUGCAAGAUGGUCGAGAGGCGGAUGUGGAAGAGCAUGACGCCGCUGAGGCAGUUCCCCCGCGUAUCGCGCGAAGUCGUGCAGAGGGCCGAGAGGAAGGAGUUCCCGUGGCAUCGGUACUUUGACCUGAACGAGGCCGAGCUGGGUGAGCUCGUCGGUCUGCCGAAAUCGGCGCGAUACCUCCGUUCCCUCGUCGACAAGUUUCCCCGACUCGACCUCCAAGCCCACGUCCUCCCCCUCACCCGCUCCCUGCUCAAGAUCAACGUCACCGUGACGCCCGAUUUCCAGUGGGACCGCGAUAUCCAUGGGGCUUCGCAGCUCUUCUGGAUCCUUGUCGAAGACGUCGAUGGCGAGCAGCUGCUCUACCACGAUUCGUUCGUCUUGAGGGAGAGGUUUGCGCAGGAUGAGCAUUAUGUGACGAUCACGGUCCCGAUCUCGGAGCCAGUGCCGCCAAACUAUUAUCUGUCUGUCGUGUCGGAUAGAUGGUUGCAGAGCGAGACCAAGCUGCCGAUCUCCUUCGCCCACCUUAUUCGCCCUGCUCCUUUCCCCCCUCACACCCCUCUCCUCGACCUCCAGCCCCUCCCCAUCACUGCGCUGCACAACAAGGCCUACGAAGCUCUCUACCCCUUUACCGAGUUCAACAAGAUCCAGACGCAAGUCUUCCAAGCCCUGUACGCUGGGGACGAGAAUGUCUUUAUUGGCGCGCCUACCGGAAGCGGUAAAACCAUUGCUGCCGAAUUCGCUUUGCUGAGACUUUGGGCCAAGAAGGGCGAUACGCCCAGGGCGGUGUGUAUCGAGCCGUACCAGGAGAUGGUCGACAUGCGCGUCGAAGAGUGGCGUGCCAAGUUUAGCACCCUCGAAAAGGUCGUCGUCGGGUUGACGGGCGAGGCUACUGCCGAUCUGGCUCUGCUGAGCAAGGCCGACUUGGUCGUAGCCACCCCCGCCCAGUGGGAUAUGAUGUCGAGGCGAUGGAAGAGCCGAAAGGACGUCAAGAGCGUCGGGCUGCUGAUUGCUGACGAGCUUCAGCUUAUCGGUGGUGAUGUUGGCUCGACGUACGAGGUCAUCGUCUCGCGUACUCGAUACGCCGCCCAGCAACUCGAGACCCCCAUCAGGAUCGUUGCCUGCAGUGUGUCUUUGAGCAACGCUAAAGACUUGGGUGAUUGGAUCGGCGCUACGAGCCAGACCAUCUUCAACUUUUCGCCGUCGGCCCGUCCACUUCCUCUUGAAGUGCACUUGCAGUCUUUCAACGUCCCCCACUUCCCCUCGCUCAUGCUUGCCAUGGCCAAGCCCGCCUACCUCUCCAUCGUCGAGCACGCCUCCACCCGCCCCACCAUCUGCUUCGUCCCCUCGCGCAAGCAGUGCAAGCUUUCCGCCAACGAUAUCCUCACCUACACCCUUGCCGACGAGGACGAAGGGAGGUUCUUGAACGUGGACAGGGAGGAACUCGAGCCGCAUCUCGAGAGGCUGCAGGACGAGGAUCUGAAGGAGACGUUGAGGUAUGGAAUUGGUUUCUACCAUGAGGCGCUGAGCAAGGUGGAUAAGAAGAUUGUCACUGGGUUGUUUGAACAGGGUGCGAUCAGGGUACUUGUCGCAAGCAAGGACACUGCGUGGUCUCUCCCCGUCACAUCUUACAUGGUCAUCAUCAUGGGCGUCCAAUCCUUUGACGGUCAAGAACACCGAUAUGUCGACUAUGCCAUCGCCGACGUUCUCCAAAUGAUGGGUCGAGCUUGUCGACCCAUGAUCGACUCUUCGUCCCGAUGUGUCCUCAUGGUCCAGCAGACGCGUAAAGACUUUUUCAAGAAAUUCUUGAAUGAGGCCUUGCCCGUCGAGUCUAGUCUGCCGAACUACCUGCACGACCAUUUCAACGCAGAGAUUGUGGCCAAGACGAUUGAGAACAAGCAAGACGCGGUGGAUUGGUGUACUUGGACUUGGUUCUACAGGAGGUUGAUGCAGAACCCCGGGUUCUACAACCUUCAAGGGACAAGCCCAACGCAAGUCGCCGACUAUCUCUCCGAGCUCGUCGAAUCUACCCUCAACGACCUCGUCGACUCGGACUGUAUCAUCGUCCAAGACGAGAUGGACACUCUGCCCAACAACUUGGGUAUGAUUGCCUCAUUCUACUACAUCUCCUACAUCACCGUCGACACCUUCUCCAAGUCUAUCAAGGAAACUACCAAGCUCAAGGGCCUGUUGGAGGUCGUGUCUUCGGCACACGAGUUUGAGGUUGUUCCUCUGAGACAUCACGAGGACACUCUUCUCGAGAGGAUCUAUGACCGUGUACCCGUCAAGCUUCAAAACGUCGACUACACCUCUCCUUACUUUAAGACUUUCCUCCUCCUCCAAGCCCACUUCUCGCGUCUCACACUUCCCCCCGACCUCGCCAUCGACCAGGCUCUCGUACUCUCAAAGAUUACGGGUCUGCUAUCAGCAUGUGUCGACGUCAUGUCUUCCAAGUCGUACUUGGGUUGUUUGGGAGCGAUGGACUUGUCGCAGAUGUGUGUGCAGGCUGUCUGGGAUAGGGACUCGCCCUUGAAGCAAGUGCCCUACUUUGACAGAGAUGUUCUCGCGAGAUUCAAGGAGAAGAACUUGGACUCGGUGUACGACAUUAUGGAGUUGGAGGACGAUGAGAGGAAUGACUUGUUGAGGAUGAACGAUCGACAACUCGCCCGAGUCGCCAAAUUUGUCAACUCGUACCCCAACGUCGAAGUCUCCUAUUCCGUCGCCAACGCCUCCUCACUCAACGCCUCCGAAAGUGUCGAGCUCAACGUCACGCUUGACCGAGAAGUUGACGAAGACGAUCCCGAAGCUGGCCAACAAGCCGACGCUCCUCACUUCCCUCACAAAAAGAUGGUUUCUUGGUGGCUCGUCGUUGGUGAUGACGCUACAAAGAAUCUGUACGCCAUCAAAAAGGUCACGAUGACCAAGGCAACGGCAAAGGCCAAGCUCGAGUUGCAGCUGCCAGAGGGAGAAUGGGCGUUGAAGUUGUAUUUGAUCUGUGACAGUUAUGCGGGCGCGGACCAGGACUUUGAGCUGGAGAAGCUCACGGUUGCGGAGGGUGAGAGCUCGGAUGAGGAUGAUAGUGAUGAUGACGAGGACGAGAUGGAGGUGGACAAGUAGAUGGUGUCGGUAAUAAAAAAUUUGAAACGGGUCUUGGAAAACUAAAGUGUAACUGCUAUUUUUAUCUCUCUCUCGCCAUUAUAUGCAUUGUUCGUUUCCGGAAACCUAACGAAUAUUCUAUCAAGAUUCGUUCGUAGCCUUGACGAUGCCUCGAAA
This is a messenger RNA of Cryptococcus amylolentus CBS 6039, 6684 nucleotides long. RefSeq lists its product as hypothetical. The record is from RefSeq and is a predicted model, not a curated record. Gene Ontology annotation, cellular component: nucleus. Lineage: Eukaryota; Fungi; Basidiomycota; Tremellomycetes; Tremellales; Cryptococcaceae. Bases 43 to 6528 code for a protein of 2161 amino acids. The transcript is spliced from 8 exons. Gene Ontology annotation, molecular function: ATP binding; ATP hydrolysis activity; nucleic acid binding.